AAGUUAAAUAUAAAUGUAAACUACGAGACACCGGUUCACCACCGAACUACUCGACCCGGGGAAGGACUCGUGUCACAAUUGUUCUCUCCAUCUUCCUGCAUUUAAGGGCACAAGACAAGCUGUGUAAAUUCAGAACACACCAAUUUUCCCCAAAACUAAUUCACUUUUGCAGUUGUGCUACAAAAUUGAAAAUGGAGAAACAAGUUUUGGACCAUGUGUUGGUACCAGUAGGCCUCCUCUUUAUGCUUGCUUAUCACUUAUGGCUUCUUCAUCGCAUCCUUAAACACCCUUCCCAUACCGUCAUCGGCAUCAAUUCAAUCAAUCGUCAAUUCUGGAUUCGCGCUAUGAUGGAGGACCCGUCUAAAAAUGGAGUUCUAGCGGUACAGACUUUAAGGAACAAUAUAAUGGCUUCAACGCUUUUAGCGUCUACAGCGAUUAUGCUCAGUUCACUCAUCGGCGUUUUAAUGAGCAGUGGAAGCAGGGGCGGCGGAUCUAUAAGUAGUCAUAUUUAUGGAAACAGGACGGAGUUUUGCUUGUCAAUUAAGUUUUUUUCAAUAUUGGUAUGUUUUAUGGUGGCGUUUUUGUUUAAUGUCCAAUCGAUCAGAUAUUACAGUCAUGCUAGCAUACUCAUCAACGUGCCUUACAAGAAAUUGGACUCUUCAAAUUCGAGGCAUUGUGUUACGGCGGAGUAUGUAGGGAGGAUAGUGAACAGAGGCAGCUAUUUCUGGUCACUUGGAUUGCGUGCUUUUUACUUUUCAUUUCCACUAUUUUUGUGGAUCUUUGGUCCUAUACCCAUGUUCCUCUCCUGUGUUUUUCUGGUUUUUAUGCUCUAUUUUUUGGAUGUUAGUUCUGAUUUUGGGUGGGUUACACCAACUGAUGAGGAGACUCACCAGCAGACUGCUUAGCGAGUGAGAACAGUUUUGAUUCAAUCUAAGUUGAAUUAAACUGCUUGAUUUCUAAAAGUCAUAAUACAUAAAUAUGCCCUUUUUUAA
This is a messenger RNA of Solanum pennellii, 992 nucleotides long. RefSeq lists its product as uncharacterized. The transcript has 2 exons. The record is from RefSeq and is a predicted model, not a curated record. Bases 192 to 905 code for a protein of 237 amino acids. NCBI's taxonomy places the organism in Eukaryota, Viridiplantae, Streptophyta, Magnoliopsida, Solanales, Solanaceae.